UAUUAUUAGGGUCAAAAAUUGAAAUUUCCCCUACAAUAUAGUAACAUAACCACGAUUUUUAACAAUAUGAACUUUAUGCAAAAAAAAAAAAAAUUAAUAUAUAAUCAUAAAAAACGAAACCCUAAACCCUCCAUCACAGCCGCCUCUCUCCACAUUUCUCACCCUCUCCUUUUCUCUCUUCACUUCGCCGGCCGGUCCGGUCCGGUCGUCCACAACUCUGGUCCUUCUUCCUUUUCUUCAUCACUAACUGAUCGGACAGUAGGAAUUCCGUUUUAACUAUAGACCGUUGGGUUGUCGAACUUCUGCGCUUCAUUCACAGCAUUGAAAGCCAUACAAGAAAUACUCAAAUGUCUUUUAUUGUGAAAGUCCCAACAAGCACUGUUGGAAUAUAUAGUGAAACCAACCAAUGGAUGAAAGUGCGGAAUCAUAGUCGAAUUUCGUCAUUAGCUAUGAGACCACGUGCUUCAAUGGCUGCACCGAAAAUUCAGCCACUGAGUAAAUCUGUCUCUAACAUUCAAAUCAUGGUAAAUGGUUGUACUGGAAAAAUGGGUCAGGCUGUUAUUAAUGCAGCAGAUUCUGCUGGUCUUAACAUUGUUCCUGUAUCAUUUGGCUCUGAAGAAGAGUCUGGGACGAUUGUGCAAGUUUGUGGGAAGGAUAUCACGGUGCAAGGCCCUUCUAAAAGAGAAAGCACUCUGGCCUCUCUUUAUACUGAGUAUCCAAAUUUGAUUGUUGUGGAUUACACUGUGCCUGCAGCAGUCAAUGAUAAUGCAGAGCUAUAUUCCAGUGUCGGGGUGCCAUUUGUGAUGGGAACCACUGGUGGAGACAGGGAUCGUUUAUAUAAGACUGUUGAUGAGUCCAAAAUUUAUGCAGUUAUAUCUCCACAAAUGGGAAAACAGGUUGUUGCAUUUCUUGCAGCCAUGGAAAUUAUGGCUGAGCAAUUUCCUGGUGCUUUCUCUGGUUACUCUCUACAGGUGAUGGAAUCCCAUCAAUCCAGCAAGGUUGACACUUCAGGAACUGCCAAAGCUGUCAUUUCAUGCUUCCAAAAAUUGGGGGUUUCUUUUGACAUGGAUCAGGUACAACUCAUUAGAGAUCCAAAGCUACAGAGAGAGAUGGUUGGAGUCCCGGAGGAGCAUUUGUCUGGCCAUGCAUUUCAUAUGUACCAUCUGACUUCACCCGAUGAAACAGUUUCUUUUGAGUUUCAACACAACGUUUGUGGACGAUCAAUAUAUGCUGAGGGAACUGUCGAUGCUGUGCUCUUUCUCGCCAAGAAGAUUCAAUCAAAGGCAGAGAAGCGGAUUUACGACAUGAUUGAUGUCUUACGAGAGGGCAACAUGCGUUGAACUCGUAUCUCGGCCAGUGAGGAGAUGUAGGCGGAACUCGGGGUUGGUAGUAAUAAUGAUUAGCAAAUUUUGUAACUUGUCUAGUUUUUGUUAAUAUUCUUAUUUCUAGCUGUGCUUUCUGAUUAAAUUUAGUUUAUGGUUAAAAGAGAAUAUUAACUUCGUUAUGAGAAGUAAUCAAAGGUUGGAAUAUUCUUGAAACCUUAACCAUGGAAUGACACACUGAAGCUGGGCACAGUUGAGAGUUGAGACCAAGUUAGACCUUUGACCUUUUUAAAGGAUAUAAUAAAUCAAUUUUUAUUUUGGUAGAA
Cannabis sativa is the source of this 1648-nucleotide messenger RNA. Its product is annotated as 4-hydroxy-tetrahydrodipicolinate reductase 2, chloroplastic. Gene Ontology annotation, molecular function: 4-hydroxy-tetrahydrodipicolinate reductase activity; NADPH binding. The coding region runs from base 348 to 1340 and encodes 330 amino acids. NCBI's taxonomy places the organism in Eukaryota, Viridiplantae, Streptophyta, Magnoliopsida, Rosales, Cannabaceae. The transcript has 9 exons. The record is from RefSeq and is a predicted model, not a curated record. Gene Ontology annotation, cellular component: chloroplast stroma.